This is a messenger RNA of Penicillium verhagenii, 246 nucleotides long. RefSeq lists its product as uncharacterized. The transcript has a single exon. Lineage: Eukaryota; Fungi; Ascomycota; Eurotiomycetes; Eurotiales; Aspergillaceae. The record is from RefSeq and is a predicted model, not a curated record. The coding region runs from base 1 to 246 and encodes 81 amino acids.
AUGAUAAUCGCUAUGUGCCCGGCACACCAGGGCUUUGUGUUUACGCAUGCUGCCGAGAUCCUUGAUCACAUCUGUCUGUACCAUGUGGAAUUCAUCCAGCGACUUGGGAACCUGGAGGCGCCUAACCACAUCUGGUUCUGUUACUACUGCUCCGGAGGCAACAGCUUCAACGAUCGGACCAUGUGGGAUCAUCUCUGGGAGAGCCAUCAUUUCCUUUUCGACUGCUUCAUGGUUUACAACGUCUAG